Messenger RNA from Etheostoma cragini (Arkansas darter), 1204 nucleotides. RefSeq lists its product as uncharacterized. Bases 305 to 1204 code for a protein of 299 amino acids. The transcript is spliced from 4 exons. Lineage: Eukaryota; Metazoa; Chordata; Actinopteri; Perciformes; Percidae. The record is from RefSeq and is a predicted model, not a curated record.
UAAGUUAAACAAGAAACUGAUCUCAUUCCUAAAAACAUGGAUGCAAACUAAUUAUCUAUCCACCAUGAUAACUGUUCACCGUUUUUAUUCUCUAUGAGUUUGCAUCCUUGUGAUAGGCACUCAAGAAUGGAGGAUUACACAUUACUGAUGGAUGUGAUGGAAAAUUCACUUUAGUGCUUUGAAUGAACAAAAUCCCAUUGUGCUUUCUUGGGGUGUCUUGUUUAGCCAUGAUCAGAGUAAUACAAUUUUUUUCUUUUGCAGGUACUUGUCAGUCAUUGGAUUUGUCAUCAAUAUCGACACAUUGAUGCUGAUGAUUCCUGAACUGCUCCAAGUUCAGCGGUAUGUGCUCACCUACAGGUUCAGCCAGGAUCACUUGGAGCUUCUAUUUAAUUCAAUCAGAGCGUCAGGCUGCUGGAAUAACAAUCCAUCAGCACGCCAGUUCCAGGCUAUCUUCCGCCAUCUGAUUGUUCGGUGUGGUGUCUCACCAGGUGAGACGGGCAAUGUGACAGCCCAAGAUAACACUGUGUCCCUGUCCGCUGUGGAGAUGUCCUCUCCUGAAACUGCUGAAGAGCAUCCAUCUCCAUUCGCCAACAUUUCGGCCCUUGUGUGUGACCACAGGUAUCUCCCCACUCGUUUUGGUGGUCUGGUGGAAAAUGCACUGGUCUACAUAGCAGGGUUUGUUGUCCGGCAGAUUCUACGAAAGCUGUCCUGUGAUGUGUGCCGUGCGAGCUUGGUCAGAGAUGCUGUACCAUCUUCAUUUGAUAACAGCUACCACUUUCUAGCCCUGAAAAACAAUGGUGGCCUAGUGAUUCCUUCACAAGGCACAGUGAAGGUGCUGAGAGCUGCAGAGAAGGUGAUCCGCCGAGCUUCGACAAUGCACACUCCUAAGGUGUCAACAGUCACACACAUCGUACGGGAGGAUAUUGGAACGGAGGACGUUUUUCUGCUUGAGGAACACAUUGAGGAGACACAGUUUGGCAUUGACAACCAUCAUUCUGACUUGUUGUCAUUGGUUGUGUCUGUGUUUCUCAAAAUAAGGCUGCACCACAUUGCAAAACUCACCUCUCUUGAACUGCAGAAAGGGAGCACGAGAAAGAAGCUCUGCAAAACACUCAUUGCACCUGCCGUUUACAUUACACUGAGUGGAGCGGGUGACCGGUCCAAGAUGGCGGCCCCAUUUCUCGUCAGCGCCAGUAGGCAGUAG